Molecule: messenger RNA, 5488 nt
Organism: Hyla sarda
Lineage: Eukaryota; Metazoa; Chordata; Amphibia; Anura; Hylidae
Gene: CADPS
Product: calcium dependent secretion activator
Exons: 31
Coding region: 409-4473 (1354 amino acids)
Biological process (GO): positive regulation of exocytosis; dense core granule exocytosis; synaptic vesicle exocytosis
Cellular component (GO): glutamatergic synapse
Source: RefSeq, a predicted model, not a curated record
GCCCCAGCAUCUCCUAUUGAUCUCAUGCUCUUAGAACACAUCUCAUUCCUCCCUGGUCAUCUUUCUGUAUCCUCAAGAUUUAUUGGCCUGUGGUCAAAGAGCAGGCAGGAGGCACCAUCUGCUGCAGCACAUUAGCAGAUUACAGCCACAAAUUAUCAAUGGGACAGCCCCCAUCGGCAGUAUUUUGUCUCUAUCCGCUUUCCUUUCUCCAGUAAGAGUGUAGGGGAGGAGAGAGUUAAACACGUAAGCACUGCCAAUGCCUAGUCUGCACUUAGCUGCAAUAUCAGGUCCUGCUUGAUCUGGAGCAAGCUGCUGCCUCCAGCACAGGAUUAUUAGGGUGCACGGUUCUCUAAAGACCCUCUUCUUCUUCUUCUUCUUCCUCUCCAUCAGCGCUCGAAUCCUACCAAGAUGUUGGACCCAUCUUCCAGUGAAGAGGAAUCGGAUGAGAUAGUGGAAGAAGAAAGCAAGGAGGUGCUGGCACCCAGCACAGGGGCCCGGCUCUCUCCUAGCAGGACCAGCGAGAGCUCCGGGGGUCUGCAGCCCAGCAGCAGGAGCAGCAGUGUCCGACCAUCCAGCCCUAGUCCGUCAGUGGUCAGCGAGAAGGAGAAAGAAGAACUGGAAAGGCUGCAGAAGGAGGAAGAAGAGAGAAAAAGGAAGCUGCAGCUCUAUGUGUUUGUCAUGAGGUGUAUCGCCUACCCCUUCAAUGCCAAGCAGCCCACCGACAUGGCGAGGAGGCAGCAGAAGAUCAGUAAACAGCAGCUUCAGACAGUGAAGGAUCGCUUCCAGGCCUUCUUCAAUGGAGAGACUCAGAUUGUGGCAGAUGAGGCAUUCAUGAAUGCUGUGCAGAGUUACUACGAGGUAUUCUUAAAAAGUGACCGUGUGGCCAGAAUGGUGCAGAGUGGAGGCUGUUCAGCCAAUGACUCCCGUGAGGUCUUCAAAAAGCACAUAGAAAAGAGAGUGAGAAGUCUUCCCGAGAUUGAUGGCCUAAGCAAGGAGACUGUUCUGAGUUCCUGGAUGGCUAAAUUCGAUGCCAUUUACAGAGGAGAAGAAGAUCCCCGCAAGCAGCAAGCCAGGAUGACAGCCAGCGCAGCCUCUGAGCUUAUUCUUAGCAAGGAACAACUGUAUGAAAUGUUCCAGCAGAUCUUGGGGAUUAAGAAGUUUGAGCACCAACUUCUCUACAAUGCAUGCCAGUUGGACAACCCUGAUGAACAAGCCGCCCAGAUAAGACGUGAACUAGACGGCCGUCUUCAAAUGGCAGAUCAAAUUGCCCGGGAACGCAAGUUUCCCAAGUUUGUCUCAAAAGAGAUGGAAAAUAUGUACAUUGAGGAGCUGAAGUCUUCUGUUAAUUUGUUAAUGGCUAAUUUGGAGAGUAUGCCAGUGUCCAAGGGUGGGUCCGAAUUCAAGCUCCAGAAGCUGAAGCGCAGUCAUAACACAUCCAUCAUAGACAUGGGGGAGGAAAAUGAAAACCAGCUUUCAAAGUCCGAUGUUGUCCUGUCCUUUAGUCUUGAGGUUGUAAUAAUGGAAGUCCAAGGAUUAAAAUCACUAGCUCCAAACCGUAUUGUAUAUUGCACUAUGGAGGUGGAAGGAGGGGAGAAGCUGCAGACUGACCAGGCAGAAGCUUCAAAACCAACUUGGGGAACACAAGGAGAUUUCAAUACCACACAUGCCCUGCCUGCCGUCAAGGUCAAGCUCUUCACCGAAAGCACAGGGGUUCUUGCACUGGAAGAUAAAGAACUUGGACGGGUUGUUCUACACCCAACACCCAACAGUCCCAAACAGUCGGAGUUCCAUAAAAUGACAGUGUCCAAAAACUGCCCAGAUCAUGACUUGAAGAUCAAAUUAGCAGUCCGAAUGGAUAAACCACAGAACAUGAAGCAUUGUGGGUAUUUAUGGGCGAUUGGUAAAAAUGUAUGGAAGAGAUGGAAAAAGCGCUUUUUCGUCUUGGUCCAGGUCAGCCAAUACACAUUUGCCAUGUGCAGUUACCGAGAGAAAAAAGCAGAACCACAGGAGCUCCUUCAACUGGAUGGAUACACAGUAGACUACACAGAUCCACAGCCAGGCCUAGAGGGCGGACGAUCAUUCUUCAAUGCAGUCAAAGAAGGUGAUACCGUGAUCUUUGCAAGCGACGAUGAACAAGACAGAAUUUUGUGGGUCCAAGCAAUGUACAGAGCAACUGGCCAAUCACACAAACCUGUGCCACCAACUCAGGUUCAGAAACUUAAUGCUAAGGGAGGAAACGUACCGCAACUUGAUGCGCCAAUAUCACAGUUCUAUGCCGACAGAGCUCAAAAACAUGGCAUGGAUGAAUUCAUAUCUUCAAACCCGUGUAACUUUGAUCACGCCACCCUAUUUGAGAUGGUUCAGCGGCUUACACUAGACCAUAGACUUAACGACUCAUAUUCUUGCCUGGGUUGGUUCAGUCCUGGUCAGGUGUUUGUCCUUGAUGAAUAUUGUGCCCGUUAUGGAGUAAGAGGCUGCCAUCGACACCUGUGUUAUCUUAGUGACCUAUUGGAAAGAGCAGAGAAUGGAGCCAUGAUUGACCCAACAUUGCUUCACUAUAGUUUUGCCUUCUGUGCAUCACAUGUACACGGCAACAGGCCUGAUGGCAUAGGAACGGUUACAGUGGAAGAAAAAGAACGAUUUGAAGAGAUCAAAGAACGCCUUCGCUUGCUUCUGGAAAAUCAGAUCACACAUUUUAGGUAUUGUUUUCCAUUUGGCCGACCGGAGGGCGCAUUAAAAGCAACUCUGUCGUUACUGGAAAGGGUUUUAAUGAAAGAUAUAGUUACUCCUGUUCCUCAAGAAGAUGUCAAAAAUGUCAUCCGGAAAUGUUUGGAACAAGCUGCUUUAGUCAACUACACUAGAUUAUCGGAAUAUGCCAAAAUUGAAGGGAAAAAGAGAGAAAUGUAUGAACACCCUGUCUUCUGCUUGGCCUCCCAAGUGAUGGAUUUAACCAUUCAGAAUCAAAAGGAUGCAGAAAAUGUAGGUCGCUUAGUAACUCCUGCCAAAAAGUUAGAAGACACAAUAAGACUGGCAGAGCUUGUCAUUGAAGUACUCCAGCAAAACGAGGAACAUCAUGCCGAGGCGUUCGCUUGGUGGUCAGACUUAAUGGUAGAACAUGCAGAGACAUUCCUUUCUCUUUUCGCGGUGGAUAUGGAUGCAGCUUUGGAGGUGCAGCCACCAGACACAUGGGACAGCUUUCCAUUGUUUCAGCUCCUGAAUGAUUUCCUCCGUAGUGACUAUAACUUAUGCAAUGGAAAAUUCCACAAACAUCUCCAAGACCUGUUUGCUCCACUUGUUGUCAGAUAUGUCGACCUCAUGGAGUCCUCAAUUGCACAGUCAAUUCACAGGGGCUUUGAGCGUGAAUCGUGGGAGCCAGUAAAGAGUUUAACAAGUAAUCUGCCCAAUGUGAAUCUUCCAAAUGUGAAUCUCCCUAAAGUACCUGUAGCCCUACCAGUUAACCUCCCACAAAUGCCUAGCUUUUCUGCACCGUCAUGGAUGGCUGCAAUAUAUGAUUCUGAUAAUGGAUCAGCUACAUCGGAAGAUUUAUUCUGGAAACUUGAUGCCCUACAAACUUUUAUUAGAGACCUCCAUUGGCCUGAAGAAGAGUUUGGAAAACACCUUGAGCAGCGCCUUAAGCUCAUGGCGAGCGAUAUGAUUGAGUCUUGUGUAAAAAGAACUAGAAUUGCAUUUGAGGUGAAGUUGCAGAAAACCAGCAGAUCAACAGAUUUCCGUGUGCCUCAGUCAAUCUGUACCAUGUUUAAUGUCAUGGUUGAUGCAAAAGCACAGUCAACAAAACUCUGCAGUAUGGAAAUGGGACAAGAGCACCAGUACCAUUCAAAAAUUGAUGAGCUAAUUGAAGAAACAGUUAAAGAAAUGAUUACACUUCUAGUGGCAAAGUUUGUGACAAUUCUCGAGGGAGUGCUGUCUAAACUUUCCAGAUAUGAUGAAGGGACUCUAUUUUCUUCAUUUCUCUCAUUUACAUGUCCUUUUUCAUUAAAGGUCAAAGCUGCUUCCAAGUAUGUGGAUGUUCCAAAACCGGGAAUGGACCUCGCUGAUGCCUAUGUCACAUUUGUGCGUCACUCUCAGGAUGUCCUUCGUGAUAAGGUCAAUGAGGAGAUAUAUAUAGAAAGGUUAUUUGAUAAAAGGCUGGAUGAUAAUAAUUCUGUCAUGUGCCUGAGAAUUUUUGAGCAAUGGUACACCAGCUCAAUGAAUGUUGUUUGUACAUGGCUCACUGACCGUAUGGACCUACAGCUUCAUAUCUAUCAGCUUAAAACCCUCAUUAGGAUUGUCAAGAAAACCUAUCGGGAUUUCCGAUUACAAGGUGUACUGGACUCCACGUUAAACAGCAAGACCUACGAUACAAUCCGAAAUCGGCUAACAGUGGAGGAGGCCACAGCUUCAGUCAGCGAAGGAGGAGGCCUCCAGGGUAUAACCAUGAAGGACAGUGAUGAAGAAGACGAAGAAGAUGAUUAAAUAUCUGGUUGUAGAUUCUCAAUGGGAUGUAGCCCGGUACCCAGUGCAUGUCUGUUAGCCACAUUAGGGAAUUUUCUGUCCGCUCCAAAUGCCCAUAACAAUUUUACCAAUACAAUUGUCAUUCUAGCUGUGUGGAUACCAACAAAAUAACGCACUACAUUUGGUUCAUGGGUUUCCUAACGUCAAAUCUAUAGGUUCAUAAGCAAUAUAGAGCACCAUUGUUUAAUACUGUUAAUUGAAAUAUAUAGGAAACAUGCUAGGUAUGUCCCUGUUUUCAGCAAAAAUAUCCAAUGCUUCAUUCCUGUAAUGUAUAUACGUUGAUGGUAAAUUAUUGUGCCUAUGAGUGAAUAGUAAUGUCAUUUCUGUUGCGUGGAUGCCAUCCGCUCAAAUGAAUGAACUAAUAGAGGCUUUGUUUCCAAAAAAAGAGAAAGAGGCUACACCCAAUGAGGUUUAUCUAUAGUGAUAUCAUUCAAAUCCGAGGUUUAUCUCAUGCAAAACUCUAAGUCAUACACUUUUACUUGAACAUUCUGUUAGUUACCAAGAGGUUACAUAUCGGCGGAUUAGUAUUCCAAAACCACAACUGUUCUCGUCCUAGAAAUGAGACAACCGAACAAGCUACUGUCGAAAAAGGAGAAAAAAUAAAUAAAAAUUUUUAUGUUAAUGUCUCUUUAAAUGUUACAUUUUGUUUAGGUUUUAAUAAAAGUGUAUGUAUAAAAAAGAAUUAAAAAACAAAGACAACUUUAUUAACAGACUUAGACUAUAAACUGUGUUUAUAAGAAUAUACAAUACUUAAUUCCGUAGAUUGUAACCUUAAUUUACAUAAUUUUGUGUUCACAAUUGUUUUUAUAUCUGCCAUGUACAUUGCAUUUUGACCAGUAACUGCAUGUCAUCGGGGUCCCUCAAGAAGCUUUUUAUCUGUGUAAAAUAGUGGAUCCAUCUUGCUUUUGCCUUACAAAAGCCUACAGUUGUAAAAGUGUAAGGACUGUGGCUUCUCAAUAAAUAAUUAUUCAGAUGU